Symbiodinium necroappetens is the source of this 360-nucleotide messenger RNA. The record is from the annotation of a GenBank genome assembly. Lineage: Eukaryota; Dinophyceae; Suessiales; Symbiodiniaceae.
AUGGGGGCAGUUCGUUUCGUGCAAAGCGAACUUGGUAGUACUAACUCCCUUUCUUUGCGUGUUUGGAGUUUGGAGGUCAAGCUUUCCCAUGUUGUGGGCCCAAAAUCUAGUGCCCUCAUACAGGAAAGGCCAUUCGAUUCGCACACAUUGACGUUGACUAUUUGCCAGGGGGUUCCGGCAUGUCAGAACCGCUAUCAUCAAGUUGCAAGCUGGGAGGUUUUGUUCACCUCAUUUCUUCAUCUUACUUGUGCCGCCCAAGCAAAGUGCAAAGCACUGGUCCAACAAAAGUGGGACUUGCCACACUCCGUCAGGCUGAAACUGAAUCUUUGCGCUUUGCGUCUGGGCCCCAGGCAACUUUGA